Molecule: messenger RNA, 910 nt
Organism: Fulmarus glacialis (Northern fulmar)
Lineage: Eukaryota; Metazoa; Chordata; Aves; Procellariiformes; Procellariidae
Gene: HEBP2
Product: heme binding protein 2
Exons: 5
Coding region: 189-740 (183 amino acids)
Cellular component (GO): cytoplasm
Source: RefSeq, a predicted model, not a curated record
AGAGGAGGACAAGGCUACAACCUUCUGGUUUUCGUAACAGCAUCUCGCUCCAGUAGGGCUGAGGCAUGGGCGGAGUUUGAUGAAACUAAAAUAAACGCUGACACGCAGCAUCUUGUGAGUAUGUGCAGCCUCAGAAGGAUAGACUGCAAUAGCUAGAACGAUAAGGACAGCUUCAAACCUCUGGCAAGAUGAUCAAAUCCUUCAAGCAAACGUUUCUGUCCCUGGAUCUGCAGUCCCCUCGGUGGAGCUCAGCAGAGACGAUGGCAACAGAUUAUGAACUGCGUCAGUAUGAGACGGCAAAGUGGGUCAGCACAGUCAUUAGGGGAGAGACCCAGAAGGAGGCCAUGCGCCAGGGCUUCUGGAAACUCUUCCACUACAUCCAAGGGAAGAAUGAGAAAGAAAUGAAAAUUGAUAUGACUGUGCCAGUGACAUGCCUGAUAAAAUCUGGCUGCACAGACUUCAAGAUCUCUUUCUUUGUGCCGUUUGAACAUCAGGACUCUCCACCACAACCCACCGACUCAGAUGUGUUUAUUGAAGAGCGGAAGGCAGCAGCCAUCUUUGUCCGGUCCUUUGGUGGAUUUGCCUCCCCAGAGAAAUACGCUGAGGAAGCUGAAGUCUUGGCCAGAAUCUUAAGAAACAGAGGCCAACCAUUCCAUGAAGACUUCUUCUAUACUGCAGGCUAUGACAGUCCCUUCAAGCUCUUUAACAGGCACAAUGAAGUGUGGUAUUUUAAAAAGUAAUAUGGUGGGGGAGAAUAUUAAGAGGCUACUAAUCAGCUCUGGAUGAAAACAGACCUUAAUAACGGCUUUUGCUUUAGUGCAGAAGAGAUGUAAUGCGCACAUGGACACAGGAUCAUGUCUAAUUCAUUUUCUCUAGGAUGAAAUACUGUUCUGGCUAAAAAGAUUUCAGC